This is a messenger RNA of Schistosoma haematobium, 1732 nucleotides long. RefSeq names its product Tropomyosin-1. Gene Ontology annotation, biological process: actin filament organization; muscle contraction. The record is from RefSeq and is a predicted model, not a curated record. Gene Ontology annotation, cellular component: actin filament. The transcript is spliced from 9 exons. Gene Ontology annotation, molecular function: actin filament binding. Bases 225 to 1079 code for a protein of 284 amino acids. NCBI's taxonomy places the organism in Eukaryota, Metazoa, Platyhelminthes, Trematoda, Strigeidida, Schistosomatidae.
CACAAUUGAUUAUUAUUUCUUUUCUUCUUAUUAUUAUAAAUUCCAUUUGAUCCUAUUUAUUUUCAUUAUUGAAAUCAUUUACAGUAUUCAUUAUUCAUUGUAGUGAUAAGUUCACUUCAGUUCAAUUCAAUUCAAUCUUCAUAACAGGAUCUAUUCUGAAUUAACCAUAAGAAGUAACUUUAGUUUUCAUUAUAUAAAAGAAAAAGUCCUAAUAAUAAUAAAAAAUGGAUGGAAUUAAAAAGAAAAUGAUUGCAAUGAAAUUAGAGAAGGAGAAUGCAAUGGAAAGAGCAGUACAAUAUGAAGAAUUACUUAAAAAGAAAGAAGAAGAACGUGAAAAACGUGAAAGUGAAAUUGCUGAAUUAAAUACUAAAAUGAAACAAGCACAAAUUGAUUGUGAUGAAGUACAAGAAACAUUACAAGAACAAAUGAAUAAAUUAGAGGAAACUGACAAACGUGCUACUAAUGCUGAAGCUGAAGUGGCAGCGAUGACUCGUAGAAUUCGUUUGUUAGAGGAAGAUCUUGAAGUUUCUUCAAGCCGUCUAACUGAAACAUUGACCAAGUUAGAGGAAGCAAGUAAAACCGCAGAGGAAAGUGAACGUGGACGAAAAGACCUUGAGAUUCGUUCGAUUGCUGAUGAUGAGCGGCUUAACCAACUGGAGGAUCAACAAAAAGAAGCCAAGUAUAUUGCCGAGGAUGCAGACCGUAAAUAUGACGAGGCUGCACGUAAAUUAGCUAUUGCAGAAGUUGAUUUUGAGCGUGCGGAAGCUCGUCUCGAAGCUGCAGAAAGCAAAAUAGUAGAAUUGGAAGAGGAACUACGAGUUGUUGGUAAUAACAUGAAAGCUCUUGAAAUUUCCGAACAAGAGUCAGCCCAACGUGAGGAAAGCUAUGAAGAAACAAUCCGAGAUUUAACAGAACGAUUGAAGGCUGCUGAGCAAAGAGCAACUGAAGCUGAACGUCAAGUAUCCAAACUACAAAAUGAGGUUGAUCAUUUGGAAGAUGACUUAUUGGCUGAGAAAGAACGAUACAAAGCUCUUAGCGGUGAACUGGAUCAAACUUUCGCAGAACUCACUGGUUAUUAAUAACAUGCAGUCAGGAUAUUCAUUACCAUUAUCUUCAUUUCCAGAAAACGAGACUGGUCGUAAAGAUAUUAUUAACCUGUUCAAAAAAUUAAAACUAUAUCUUCAAAUCUGUGCUCUAGAGAGUACUAUUAUGUUAUAUUCAAUUUGCAAUACUUCACUUCUGCAAAAUAUGCUUUUAUUAUUCGUUACUACCUGCACCAACUUCUUUAUUGUCAUCUUUCCCCCCCCCCACUCACCCUCUUUCAAUCUAAACAAUACGAUUUUAGGCGUUUAUAUAUUGUAGCCUAUCUAAUCACUGCACUAAACUAACGAAAUCAAUAAAAUCGUUUUCCCACAUGAGAGUUUUUCUUUUUAUCGACAAUUCUAAGAUAAAUAUUAGCUAUUCAAAUUCAUAAAUAUGUAGACAAAAAGUUCGAUUUGAUAUUUCUGAAACCAUAAAUAAGUAUGGGAUUCGAAGUUUUACAUAGUACUGGUUGUGAUUUUUAUGAUAACAGCCGAAUUUUAUCACAAAUGUGGGCAAUUGUUGUGCUAUCUCCUGAUGUACGUAAGUGUUGCUAGCAUAGCCACUGAUACUAUCUAUACUGGAAGUGUAUCGACUCUUGUUAGGUCUAAGAUUAUUACUCCGUAUUGGCCGUGAACAAACACAUUUUCUC